Messenger RNA from Vespa crabro (European hornet), 4705 nucleotides. RefSeq lists its product as uncharacterized. The transcript is spliced from 6 exons. Gene Ontology annotation, molecular function: DNA-binding transcription factor activity, RNA polymerase II-specific; RNA polymerase II cis-regulatory region sequence-specific DNA binding. Gene Ontology annotation, biological process: regulation of transcription by RNA polymerase II. Lineage: Eukaryota; Metazoa; Arthropoda; Insecta; Hymenoptera; Vespidae. The record is from RefSeq and is a predicted model, not a curated record. The coding region runs from base 746 to 4705 and encodes 1319 amino acids.
UUAUGACGAUAUAAAAUAAAUCGAACUUUAUCUUUAAUUCGAAUUAGCGAGUUGUAUCUUUAUUAAUAAAUAUAUUGAAAAAUGAAAAAAAGAAAAGUUAAGAAAAGACGUUAGCGAGAAAGAAAGGCCAUUGGCUACUCUUGAAAUCGUUUGUCGAAAAUUAAUGACAACGUUAUGUUCGAGCGGACCAAUUGCAUGCCGGAGAUGUUAAAAUGUCAGGGCGCCGUGUCGCGGAGGCGCUAAGAAAUUUCUUUCUUCUCUCGAAUGCGUACGUGUACCGCGUCGAGUGAAAGACGCAAGUUCUAUGACGAUCGAAAGAACGCGCAAAGUGCUAUCGGUCUGACUUCCGUGGCCAAUACAGAGAGCGAGACCGUCAACCGAUUGUCGUCACACCGUGUUUGAGGUCCGACAUGGGCCGCGGAUGAGUGCUAUCAACCGUGACCGAUUUAUGCCGGGACGAUCGGCGUUAAAGUGUCGCGCGUUGUAGUUAUGACGGUGAAGCGCACUCGAUCAUAUUGCAAGCGCUUCGGCGAAUUGUCGGUACGCGCGAGUGGAGGCUCUCGAAUGGCGCCCACGCAGGACGUAUACCGGAGAGUGCGAUGCUAACAAGUAGUAAUAAUAGUAGUAGUAGUAGUAGUAGUAGAAGUCCAGCUGACUCUGACAAAAUGGUAGGGCCCUCUCUAUCGGCGGGAGGUUAUAGAUUCGUACGUGCUACAUAAUCCGGUACCGUCGCGGUUAGGGUACGAUGAGUACUGAUAAUCAUGAUCAGUCCAAGCCCAAACCACCACCACCACCAUCAUCAUCGGCAUCGGCAUCGGCAUCGGCAGCAGCAGCAGCAGCAGCAGCAGCAGCAGCAGCGGCGGCGGCAACAUUACCACCACCACCGCCACCACCACCGCUACCACCUCCACCUGCGAUACCGCCAUCGCCAUCACCACUACCACCAUCGUCUACGCGGAACAACGUCUCCGUCGACGAGUACGCUUUCGACGGCACGCGCAUCAAGAAAGAACAAAGUGACAUUUGUCUCGAGAACGGCGACGGUGCCGGUGCCAGCAACGUCAGUGGAGGCGGCGGUGGUGGCAACGGUGGUGGCAGCGGUGCUGGAGGAAACGGUGGAAUCACGAAAGCCGGUAUCAACGACAACAAGAGACCGCCGGCCACCCCCGCUCCCAUUGCCGGUAGGCUCUCCAACGGCUUCCACGAAGGUGACCUACUUCAGGACAUCAUCGCGGCCAAGUUCACGACCCUGGCGAAUCACGGCUCCACCGGCAAGAACGACAAGAUUCGUCUGAUGAUCGAGGACAGCGUCAGUGAAGAAUCAAAAUCACGAGUUCAGGAAAUAUUUUCCCAAGUUGAGCAACUAAAAAUAGAGGAAAAAUUGUUGCUGUACCUGAAGCUUCCAUUGUCGUUGAACAAUACUGGAGGAACUGUUGAUCCAUUGAGGCAGCCAUUAAAUCCAUUAGGAAAUCGUUAUGAAAUUCAUCAGACUAUUAUGUGGAUCAAAACACAUUUGGAAGAGGAUCCUGAAGUUUCCUUACCGAAACAAGAGGUCUAUGAAGAGUAUAACAUGUAUUGUAUAAGGAAUUCUAUGAAACCACUGUCAACUGCAGAUUUUGGAAAAGUUAUGAAACAAGUCUAUCCACGGGUACGUCCUCGAAGACUAGGCACAAGAGGCAAUUCUCGUUAUUGCUAUGCAGGAAUGCGCAAGAGAGUUAAAUUGGAAGCUCCAACGCUGCCUAACAUAUCUGGAAGUCAAACUGAGGAUGGUACAGAAGAAAAUAUUACCGAAGAAAUGUUAGGCGCUGCUUCUACAUUGAUUAGGGAAUGGGCAGAAAGUGUGUUAGGUUUUAAAUUUCCAACUUUGAGUGCCUUAGCACGUCAUCUUGUGGAUAAUCUUUGUGUCGAUACGCGAUCUCUAGCUGCCGUGUGCAUUUUAUGCGCUUCCAGGGAACCUGAUACUUCAUCCAACGAAGAGCCAACGACUGGUUUGUCAGUUACAUCAAUAUCUGGAAAACCAGGGAAAUUAAGAGAAGCACAGAUACAAUUACAACGUAAGCUACAACAACGAGAGCAUAUAAAAGAUCAAAAGCAUAGGCACAUUGACAAUGUUACACAGAAUCAGAAUAAAGAAAAGAUUAUUGAUAAUAAAGCAGGAGUAAAUAAAGGAAGUAAGAAAGUUAAGACCAAUCAGUCGCCUCAGGGUACAAAUACGCCAGCUGGACAAUAUGUGUUAAACAAACACAAUUUACCUGCCACUGUGACAGUUCGGCAAAAAAAGGUUCUUAAAGCUAGCAGUCAACCCUGCAACAACGUUUCUCCGGAAUCCAACUGUGAUAAUAUAGUGGUACAAUCGAUCGAAGAUGUUCAGAAUAAUAGCAGCACUAGAGUAGUAACGACCAAUUGCGUGAAUUCAAAGCGAGACGUUAAACCUAAAAAUUCCAGAAAGCGUGCCAAUCUUAAUGUACCAAAUCAACCAUCGGAAUCCAGUCCUGAGAAGCAAACAAAACUUGCAGAACAGCAGGUACAUGAAAAUGUAGAGCAUUCCAGUAUGUUGUUACCUAGGCUCUCAUCUGUACAACGUGCGGGGAAAAUAUCAGUGAUAUUAGCUAGUAACCUGAAGCCUACCAAGUGUAAAGCCACAGAGGCUGUUAGUAAUCAGCCUGCCAAAAACUGUGAUAUUGAAUUGCCAACAUGUUCCAAAAAUUCCAUCAAAAUAAAUGGUUGCCCAAGUAGUUUUGAUUCUAAUGGAAAUGGAACUGAAACAUCGACUCUUUUAACCAAGGAUCAACUACGAUUGUUGCAAGAAAAUUCAAACCUCAUAAGUAAGAAUGAUAAGCUUUGUUCUCUUGAUGCGGAUGCUUUGGAUGAUUAUUUAAACGGGGGUAAUAAUUCUCAAGAACAAGAAGAGGAAUUGUUGCAGUAUUUUCAACAGAAUAGUUCGUCUAGUUCAGAUGUAGAGGCAAAUGCCAUUACUGGAGACACGGAACAAAUAUCAAGAUCCGAUAAAGUGUCUCAGUUGAGAUUAAUAUUAGAACAAAAUCUAAAAGCUGGUACCGAGCAUCCACCGAUUGACAUAGUAUCCGCUACUAUCGUCAGGCAGAAUACAGUUAGUGAAAAACAGGAGGUUACUCAAACGCAUAAUUUGAUACUUCCAACAUUGUUAAAUCAUUCGAAUCAAACUAAUACGAGACGCAGAGUUAGUUUUGAAACUAAUGUCGUUGAACAUGUACAAGAUUCCAAUGUUGUUACGAAUACCGUACCUCAAAGCCCAAAUACGCGUCGUAGGAUAUUUAAUUUCACCCCAAUAUCACCUGGUCCACAUUCACCUAUCAAUGGUCGUGCUUCCAAAUCUAAUUCAGCAAACGCGAGUCCUUUCGUUUCACCACGAAAUACGCCAGUGCCUCGGUCACGGAGUAAUCUACAAGGUGGCAGCUUCAGAUCUCGAGCGAGUCAAAAGUCUUUGUCGCGUUCCAUAUCAUGCAGUAUGCCAUAUACUGGAAAAAACGAUACGUUUGUAGUACCCACCAGUGGUCCUGAAUUAGUGCGACAGGUGUCGAUGCCGCAGUCACCUCUUACUUGUACAAAGUCAUCCGAAGUACAGGUUGGUGGCAAUGGAACGCACAUCGCUAUAACGUCGAAGCAAGAAAAUCAAGGAUCACAAUGCCCUCCAUUUUUAGCAUCAGAUUUGGCACCGCAAAAGCAACUGCUUAUUAAUUAUCCAAGCCAGGAAAAUUUACAAGAAAUUAAGAAUGUGUAUCAAAGACCACAACCAACAGAUCAGGAGAUCAGUGAAUUAUUGCUUGGCAAUAAACAAUUUACUACUGAACAGCUUUUUUGUAGAUCGCAAUCUGUUCCUUUACAUCGUAUGGUAAAUCCUGCAUUAAUGUCUCCUAUCUCAACACAGCAGUGUCUCUCAAGUUUUCAAAGUCAUAGUUUUAAUCCAUCUACAAGCAGUUCAAUAGCUCCUACUCCUGUACCUAGUGAAUUCAAUGACUUUGGUUCUAUAGGUCAAUCAGAAGGGACUUCUUAUUUAUUAAACGACGUCGAUCCAAACUUUAUAUCGGAUGAUCAGCAAUUUUUGAUGAAUGAUAAAGAGAUCACAUCUGAAAAUAUAACAAAUAUUCUCAAUAUCCUGAGCGAAGAGGGAUCGCAAAGUUUACAGAUUCUUCCGGAACAAUCUGGAGAAGAAGAUUUGAUAGAUAAUAAUGGGAUAGUUUUAGAUACUUUACCAAAUUCAAAUAUAAAUUUGUCAGAAGAAGAUAUGCUGGAUCCUUCGAAUGUUCUUGAUAGUUCAGUGAGUGGGGCAUUGCAAAAGAUCAUACAAUCUCGUUCUUAUCCAAACACACCUCUUCCUGCACCAGUAUCAACAUAUACACCAUCUUACGCAGAAGAUAGUAAUGGUUCAAGAUCAUAUCCUUCAACACCUCUGCAUACAGUACAGUCUCAGGAAGUUUAUCAAGAGUCAAACGAACCAAUGCUCUCCAGUCCUACACUUAAUUCUUUGAAUUUACACGGAGAUACAACUAGUAUCGCCACAUCGGAUAACGGCUGUAGGAAUGUCGCAGAUUUACUCGAGACCACCUUCCUAGGAGAGCCCGAUGGAGAAGCCGAUGAUCUGGAUCCUCUUAGCAAUUUUGAUGGAUUGCAAGAUGUUGAUCCAUUGACUCCCUUAUUCAAUGAAGUGACAGAGCCUAAUCGUUGA